UUUCCCAUCCUUCCUCCAAAACACUUCAACACCAGUACCAGAAACGUUACAGAGGAAGCAAUUUCUUCCCAAAACACGCCGCUGAAACAAAAAUGGCUGCUCAUUCUCUCACCUCACAUUCUCUCUCUUCAAUCGCUUCUUCAUCGGAGCUUCGCAAAUUCGAUUCCUCUAAUUCGUUUCUUCCAUCUGCUAAAUCAAGGAGUUUAGUCAGCUCGUUUGUCGGAAAUCAGCUCGCAAUUCGGCAACCUAACCCUAAUUUUGUCGUCUUGAGGCGGCAAUCGACGAUUAUGACCGUUACUUUCAGCUUACCAGCAAGUAAGCCGGAGGGAGUUUCUGCAGAUAAAAUGCCAAAAUGGUCUGCAAGGGCUAUAAAAUCGUUCGCCAUGGGUGAGCUCGAAGCAAGAAAACUAAAGUAUCCGAACACAGGGACUGAGGCGCUUCUGAUGGGGAUCUUGGUUGAGGGAACAAGUCAGGCUGCAAAAGUUUUAAGGGCUAGUGGCGUCACCCUUUUUAAGGUGCGAGAUGAAACCAUCAACUUGCUUGGAAAAUCUGACAUGUACUUCUUCAGUCCGGAGCAUCCUCCAUUGACCGAACCAGCUCAGAAGGCUCUCGAUUGGGCUAUUGAUCAGAAAUUGAAGUCAGGUGAAGAUGGAGAAGUAACUGUAACUUAUUUGCUUCUCGGAAUCUGGGAACAAAAGGAGUCUGCUGCUCACCAGAUAAUGACAGCUCUUGGUUUCAGUGACGAGAAAGCAAAAGAGCUUUCGGAAUUUAUGGAUAAAGACAUUGUUCUAGCACAUCAUAAGUAGGGUGUUUCAGAAAUCGAGAUCACCUAUCUACUUCUACCAUGUAAACUCCUGGCAGAACUUUCUGGAAGUGCGUGGCUUCGUGUUGAAGAGGAGUUCUGAAGGUAAAUGCAUCUUUUCCAGCUGAUCUAGUCGAAUUUUCCCGAGCAAACUGUAUACAGAAGAGUUCCCUAUGGAGAGGUGCUAAUCAUCACAUGUUAUUUCAAUUCCUUCUCUUCUUACAUCUGCAUUUAUAAUUAUAUUUUCCUUUUUCCUGUAUUCCCAUUUCAUCAAGAUAGAUUUAUUUUGGGGAAUAGAGGUUUUGAUGAUGCGCAUUUUAUGGUGGAAUCAUUGUAUUUUAUUGAUUCAAUCAAGUAAGAUUGGGUUUGGUACGAAAA
This is a messenger RNA of Spinacia oleracea (spinach), 1180 nucleotides long. Its product is annotated as ATP-dependent Clp protease ATP-binding subunit CLPT1, chloroplastic. The record is from RefSeq and is a predicted model, not a curated record. The transcript has 6 exons. NCBI's taxonomy places the organism in Eukaryota, Viridiplantae, Streptophyta, Magnoliopsida, Caryophyllales, Amaranthaceae. Bases 93 to 806 code for a protein of 237 amino acids.